Cynara cardunculus var. scolymus (artichoke) is the source of this 4075-nucleotide messenger RNA. RefSeq names its product protein CROWDED NUCLEI 1. The coding region runs from base 274 to 3834 and encodes 1186 amino acids. Lineage: Eukaryota; Viridiplantae; Streptophyta; Magnoliopsida; Asterales; Asteraceae. Gene Ontology annotation, cellular component: nucleus. The transcript is spliced from 8 exons. Gene Ontology annotation, biological process: nucleus organization. The record is from RefSeq and is a predicted model, not a curated record.
ACGUGAGUGAUCCGCGCUAGCCCACCAAAGGUGGCUUCUUGCACAUUUUGAAGAGAGAGAAAGUUAGUUUGGAGACGUUACCGGAUUCGAACUGCUUUUAUUCGCCGGAAUUUGGGAUUUCUCUCACGUCCGGUUAGGGUUGAUUUUGUUAUUUUUCCCUCUUUCACUCUUCGGAUUUAGGAGCACCUGAUUGCCGGUGUUUUUCUUGGGAACAGAUCGAUUUUUGUUACUCUUUAUGACGGUGGAGUUAGGAUCUGCGAUCUUGGGUGGAUUAUGAUGUUUACGCCGCAGAAGAAAGUGUGGUCGGGUUGGCUCUCGCCUGGAGCAGAGAAGAACGGUUCCGUCUCGGGCAAUUCGGACCCUAAUUCAAGCCCUAGGGACAAGGGUUUUGCAACUGGUGAUUCUACACCCAAGGGUUUGGUAUCCAACGCUGGGAUUAUGGAUCAAGAACUUGUAAUUGAAAAGAUUUCUAAGCUCGAAAAGGAGCUCUAUGAAUACCAAUAUAACAUGGGCCUUCUCCUUAUUGAGAAAAAAGAAUGGGUCUCCAAAAAUGAACAAUUUGAGCGAGCAUUAGUCGAAACCCAAGAGCUCCUUCAGCGUGAGAAAACAGCACAUCUUAUUGCUAUAUCAGAGGUGGAGAAGCGAGAGGAGAAGUUGAGGAAAGCAUUGGGAAUUGAAAAACAGUGUGUCCAUGAGUUAGAGAAGGCUUUGCGUGAAAUGCGCUCAGAAUAUGCAGAAAUAAAGUUCACUGCUGAUUCGAAGUUGGAGGAAGCACAUGCUUUGUCUACUAGCGUUGAAGGGAGAUCGUUGGAGGUAGAGGCAAAGUUACGUGCUGCUGAUGCUAAGCUUGCUGAGGUGAGCAGGAAGACUUCAGAGAUUCAGAGGAAAUCAGUUGAGAUUGAGGCGAAAGAAAUUUCACUCAUGAGAGAGCGCAUGUCAUUUAAUGCAGAGAGGGAUGCACAUGAGCUCAAUCUCUCUCACCAAAGGGAGGACUUGAGAGAAUGGGAGAAAAAGUUACAAGAGGGAGAGGAGAAGCUGGCUGAGGUCCGCAGAUUGCUCAACCAAAGAGAGGAGCGGGCAAAUGAUAGUGAUAGAAUAUUCAAACAAAAACAACUUGAACUUGAAGAAGCACAGAAGAAGAUUGACAUGGCUCAUUCAGCUCUGAAAAGUAAAGAAGAUGAAAUAAGCACAAGGACAGAAAACCUAACUUUAAAAGAGAAGGAAGCUGCUGCUUUGAGAAAGAAUUUAGAGGUUAGGGAGAAGGAAUUACUAGAGCUAGAGGAGAAGCUGAAUGCGAGAGAACAGGUAGAGAUUCAAAAACUUUUGGAUGAACACAAGGUCAUCCUGGAUGCGAAGGCGCAUGAUUUUGAGUUGGAAAUGGAACAAAAGAAAAAAUCACUGGAAGACGAUUUCAAAAGCAAGGUUGUUGAGGUGGAGAAAAAAGAAGUUGAAGUCAAUCACUUGGAAGGAAAAAUUGCAAAACGGGAACAGGCACUAGAGAAAAAACUCGAGAAAAUGAAAGAGAAAGAGAAGGAAUUCGAUUUGAAGUCAAAAGCUUUGAAAGAGAAGGAAAAGUCCCUUAAAGCCGAGGAGAAGAACUUGGAGAAUGAAAGGAAACAACUAAGCAGUGAGAUGGAGAAUUUGUUAAGUCUCAAGGCCGAGCUUGAAAAGAUAGGUACUGAAAUUGAAGAACAAAGAUCAAAGCUAAAUGAAGACCGUGAAAGACUACAAGUAACAGAAGAAGAGAGGUCUGAGCAUGUCCAUCUGCAGUCAGAAUUAAAGCAAGAGAUAGAAAAGAACAGGCAAGAGAGGGAAGCAGUUUUGAUGGAAAGGGAGAAUCUGAAGCAGGAGAAGGAGAAGUUUGAAAAAGAAUGGGAAGAACUUGACGAGAAAAGAACUGAGAUAAAGAAGGAAUUAGAAUCUGUUGCUGCACAGAAGGAAAAGGUGGAAAAAUUGAAUCAUUUAGAAGAAGAAAGGUUGAAUAAUCAGAGGUUGGAAACACGGGAUUAUGUAGAGAGAGAGUUGGAGGCUCUUAAGUUGGCUAAAGAAUCGUUUGCUGCUAAUAUGGAGCACGAGAAGUCUGUCUUAGCAGAAAAAUAUAAUAGUCAGAAAUCCCAAAUGCUUCAUGACUUUGAAGUGCAGAAACAAGAACUUGAGACUGAAUUGCAGAACAAAGAGGUAGAUAUUGAGAACCGCAUGCGUGAACGGGAAAAAUCAUUUGAAGAAGAAAGAGACAGGGAGCUAGCUAAUGUCAAAUACUUGAGAGAUGUUGCAAGUAGAGAAAUGGAAGAGAUGAAAUUAGAAAGGGUACGGCUAGAAAAGGAAAAGCAGGAUACAUUUGUAAAUCAGAAGCAUCUUGAAGAGCAGCAGCUUGAAAUGAAAAAAGAUAUUGAUGAGCUUGUUGGCCUUAGCAUGAAGUUAAAGGACCAGCGAGAACAAUUCUUUAAGGAAAGGGAGCGGUUUAUUGCAUUUGUUGAGAAACAAAAGGGCUGCAAGGACUGCGGGGAGAGAGUUUCAGAGUUCGUCCUCUCAGAUCUUCAAUCUUUAGCUGAGAUAAAGAAUGCAGAUAAUUUUCCUCUGCCAAAGCUAGCUGAUGGUUAUUUGAAGGAAGCUGUCCAGGGUACUUCCGAGAGACCGAAUGUUGGGACAUCCUUGGGUGUGGCUAACUCAGGAUCUCCUGCUUCUGGUAGAACCUUGACCUGGUUGCGAAAAUGUACCUCAAAGAUUUCUAUAUUCUCAGCAGGGAAGAAGCUUGAAUAUGAAGCGGGUCAAAAUAGUACAGGGGCAACACAGGCACAAGAGAAGCUUGUAGAUGUUGGAGAAAUACCGGAAUGUAUAUUGAGCUCUGAGGAUGAACCAGAAGUGUCGGCUAGAGUUGCAUCAGAUUCUUUUGAUGUCCAGAGGAUUCAAUCCGAGUCCAACACCAGACAGGUGGAUGCUGGCAUAGACCAAUCAGCCGAUGAUCUUAGAAACAUCAACAGUCAGGCACAUGACAUUGAGGAAGUUUCUCAGCAGCCUGAUAGGAAUGAAGGUCAGAGUAAGCCGACCAAUAGGCACAAAACUAGAGCUACCAGAGCAGCAAGUGCUUAUAAGGAAAUUGUUGAUCAUGCUGCCACUAGCGAAAAUAAUGGCAGUGAGAGUGCCAACGGUGUUGCAGAAAACUCUGCUUUCACAAAUGAAGAGAGCCAGGGAGUAUCGGAUCUGGGUAUCAAAGGAAUGUCAAAAGGUGGAAGAAAGCGAAGCCGUAAGACCACAAAUGAACAAGAUCCUAACUACAGUGAACAUUCAGAUAGCAUCACUGAGGGCCACAGGAAGCAGAAAGUUGCUAAAGGUGUAGAAGCUCCUCAAGUAAGACGAUACAACCUUCGUCGACCCAAGAACAGAGUCCCCGUGGCUGGUGAUGGAGCCUUGUCUAAUCAAAGCAAGGAGGAAGGAACUGAUGGUGUCUCGAGUAAAGGGAAGAAAAUAGAUGGUGCUCGGAAAAAGAAAAGAGUCCCUGAUCCAAAGGUUCAGCCUGGAACUUCAACAAGUUUUGCCAACGGAGAUCAUGCUGGAGACUCGCGAGCUCAUGAUGGGCUUCUGAAGAAGAAAGUCGUGGAUGGGGAGAAUGAGGUAGCAAACAAGUGCUCAAAUGAUAUGGUUAUGAGCGAAGAGGUGAAUGGGACGCCUCAACAGGAUAGGGAGCGUUACAAUGAUGAUCAUGAGAUUGAAACUACUCCUGCUGCCGCCGCCCAGGAGGAAGAAGACGAUGAUGAUUCUGAAGAUGAAGAGGAGGUUGAGCAUCCUGGUGAAGUUUCCAUAGGAAGAAAGCUAUGGACUUUUAUCUCAACUUGAUGAGGGAUCAUGCCUAUUUAUUAUAUGCAUAGAGUCCAAACAACUCCUUCCUUUUUGGUGUCAAAGAGUUGUUUGUUGUGUUAUCAAUUGUUUAUGGUAGCUAGUUUUAGUAGCGGUAUGUUAGAAGAUUGUUUUGCAGAUAAUUUGAUCAUGUAAACCUCGCGUUUCGUUUCUUGUUGUAAUGCGUCAUCAGACCUGACCUUCGAUUGUUCAUUCUAUUUAUGUUGUCUUGUUUGUGUGA